UCGAGCAAGCUAACGGGGGUUGCCCAUAUGGUCAUCCCGUUGGCUUGAGGUGUUGCUUCCACCUCUCUUUGUGUGCCUCACCACCGCACACCUCGAUGACUAAACCGGCUGGUAGUGUUGCCCGUUCGCCGUCUCUGUUACUCUCGCGAAUGAUCUAAUGUGAAUGCAGAAGAAUGAUUGCAUCCUUAUCAAAGGGAAAUCUGCUAGAGGUUCUGCAGGAGGGUUUCAGUGAGCCGCAAGUGGCGACAUAUGUGUCCUGGGUGAACGCACAGCUGCGCAAGAAGCCCGGCAUAAAGCCCGUCAGUGACCUGCGACAGGACCUCAGAGAUGGAGUGGUGCUCGCAUACCUCAUCGAGAUCGUGGCUGGGGAGCUCCUGGAUGGGAUCCACUACACUCCCCAUGACACCCAGGAGAAGAAGCAGAACGUGGAGCGGGUCCUCCAGUUCAUGGCCUCCAAGCGGAUACGCAUGCCACAGACUUCAGCCAGAGAUAUCGUGGAGGGGAACCUCAAGUCCGCCAUGAGACUGAUUCUGGCCCUGGCGGCCCACUUCAAGCCCUCGGCCUCAGCCAGUCACAGGUCCGGGUCGUCUGCGGGGCGGGGCUUCAUGGGGUCGUCGCCCAACCACAGGCCUCACUCCACCACGGCGAUGGCCCAGAACGCUGUGGCCGCGCUGGCGGCUGCCCGGCAAGACGCCUCCCGCUCGGGCCGCUCCUUGCUGCACCUGAGGCAAGAGUGGAACAGCCAAGGCAAUCUUGUUUCCAAGGAGAUUGACAGCCCCUGCUGGAGUGUGAGGGCCCUGGUGCAGCAGUACGAGGGCCAGAAAGAGGGGCCAGAGGACGAGUCAGAAGCCAAGUCACCCAGCCUGAGGUCAUCCAGUCCCACGCAGAGCAUUAAGGAGCCCCAGAGUGGGGCUGAGGACAGGAGAGAGGCUGCCAGGAGCCAAGCUGGGGAGCCCAUUAACUCAGACGAUCAGGUGACGUCGGGGCGGGGCGGUGACGAGGGCCCCGAUGGCUCCUCUAGACCCGACGGUCCCACCUCCAGACCCGAUGGCUCCUCUCAUCCGGACGGCUCGGUGGGGAGCUGCGUGUGGGAGGAGCAGCUGUGUGACCAGCAGGAGCAGCUGGAGAAGGAGAUGCAGGAGGCGCGGCGCAUGGUGUCCAGCCUGCAGGCGCUGCUCCUGCAUGGCUCCCUGCCAGAGGAUGAGCAGGAUGUCUCGCUGGGUCUGGCAGACAACGGAGUGGACAACGCUGAGCAGCAGCUGAUCAUCAUUCGCAGUCGUCUGGACCAAAGCAUGGAGGAGACCCAGGAUCUUAAGAGGGAGCUGUCGAAGUUCAAACAAGAAGCCCGCAACCUGCUUGGCGUCAAGGAUGCCUUGCAGCAGAGGAUGGCAGUGCAAGAGUCGUCUGUGUUACAACUAAAACAGGAACUCCUAAGAGCCACCAUGGCCAGAGAUGAGCUAACUGGCCAAAACGUGGAGCUGCAGCGGAAGCUGGAGGAUCGCAGUAGGCUACUCAGUGAUUACAAGAAGGAACUCGGUCAGAAGGACAGGCUCCUCCAACAGCAGCAGACCAAGCUGGAUGAGGCCCUGAGGAAGCUGGCCGACACCACUCACCAGCAGGUGGGCCUACAGAGGGAGCUAGAGCGCAAGGAGCGCAUGCUGCAGGAGCUGAUGAGCAGUCACGACCCAGAUGAGGUCCCCGUGGCCCACAACAAUGGCUACUCCCCGACGUCCGCGCCUCCGCCAUACAAAGGGGCAGAGGAGCUGCAUCUGGUGCGGGAUGCCCUGCGGAGCCUGAGGGGCAGUUUCGGGGGUCACGACCCCCAGCAGCACACCCUGGACACCCUGGAGCAGGGCGUGGCCAGCCUCAUGGACCGCCUCUACGCCCUGGAGACCAGCCGCAGAUACGACCGCAGGGUCAGGGGUAAAUCUCCAGGACGUAAAGCUUCGCCUACAGACCACGGUGACAUGUGGCCCUCAGGGUCCAGUAAGAGCUCCCUGGCACACGGGCUCUAUCACACACACACGGGCUGAUGGACUGGGCUGGGCUCAUGAAACAGAUGGGAAGUAUGGGAGUCUUUCAGAGGAGUCCAGAGCUAAACAAAGGACAAUAGUGCCUAGCCCUGGGAAGACAGGCCCAGUAACCCAGCAAGAAGUGCGUCUGACCAGGACUCUGGUUCCCUGUUUUUCUUUUUGCCAUCUUUUUGCCUGCUGGUUUAAAAGGCAAUACGUACUGUGUUGGUGACUUAGAGGACUAGUUCACCGAGAGUUCAACAUUAUAAGCCUUCAUGUCGGUUAAUGCAGCUCCGUAGCAGUGCCCAGUUUUGCCUGGUCACAGGCAUUCCGCUGUAAAAAAAAAUCCAGCCUCUCCACUUCCAGUAUCACUGCUUGCAUGAAGCUGUUGAAUAGACCAUGGCAGUGUCUUUACCAUUCAGUGCUUUCCUUGAAGCAUGGCCAUAUUCAUGUGAUGAUGUUUUUCUAGUGCCAAGCGCAUGACGCUUCAGCCUCUUCAUCCCCAGGUGACGCUGACACCUGCGGACACAGACAGACAUGGGUGGUGUGAAGCACCCAUAUCAUAUAAAUCCACAUAGUGAGAUAGAUGCACCUGUGCAGUUACAUGGGUAGUCCACUCUUUGCAUGUACCAUUUACAUGAAUUUGAAGAUAAUUUUAAAGCUAACUAACAUGUUUUAUCAUGGCUAACUUUUUAGCAUUUUUUUUUGUUUACACAUUUUUAUUUAAAAGUGCAGAAUUGUGAAUACUACUUUUUGUUGUUGCCAUUUUUUCUUUUAGUUUAUUCCUUCUGAGUAACGGCGCCUCCCAUGCUAACUUUGGGUUUCUAUGAAUAUAAUUCUGCACUUGAUAUUUUCGAAGCAAACAACCCAUUUCCGCCAUCUCUCAGCUCGGUCUGAAAACUAACCUGUGUGAAAUAAGAAGGAAAUGAGCUUGUCUAUUUUCACAUCCGAUGUAAACAGAUUUGUCUGCAGUGUUAGUUACGUCCCGGAGAUGAUGAGGGUGCGAGUGUGGAAAUGCCUAUUGAUGCGUUUGGACUGUGUGUGUGUGUGUGUGUGUGUGUGUGUGUGUGUGUGUGUGUGUGUGUGUGUGUGUGUGUGUGUGUGUGUGUGUGUGUGUGUGUGUGUGGCAGCUGCAGUGUGUCUGCUGUUCAUCCACUGUGGUUGAGUCAUUAGGCCACUCUGCAGGAUUGUAAAUGAACUCAGGAACUGCUGUUGUCGGGACUUGGCCUCCCAGUCUUUUUCUUUAAUAGCUGAAUCAAUACUCUGUCAAUCACGCCCAUUGUUCUCCUACAUUCCUAAAAUGUAAUCACUGUUGGUGUCCUUUGUAAUGCCUCUUUUGACAUUACAUUUAUAAUAGGUUUUUCUAUUGUGUUUAUAGAGACAAGGCAUAAAGUCAGUAUGACGUAAUAAGGAAAGACAGUAGUCAUGACUGUAUUAAAUCCAUGACAUAAGGCUUUACUUAAGGCUAUGUGUCACUUAAUUUUCCUCCAUUACCAAAUUUGUCUAAGCAUGAGGUCUUUGGAGCACUUCUGUAUCACUCUUGCGCCAAACUGUAAUGGAGUUCCCUAAAUAGUUCUCAUGACCUUAUGUGUCCAUUGAGGCCCAUUCAAGUCAGGGGAAACACAAUGAAAGGAGCCACAAACACUUAUUGGCCGCUACACCGCAUCAGAUCCGAAACAGACACUAGCUGCUCUGUGCAACACUCCACUGGGUGUUCCCCUGACAACAGCAGUUUCCCUCUGGCUCCGUUCCACCUGAUUUGGGCUCCUGAGCUCAAGGCUGAGUUUAAUGUGAUGUACUAUUAUGUACUUUGUCUUUUUCGAAUGCACUGGUUUGCCCCACCAAGCCUUAUAUGCACAGGACCUCCUGUGUUUGUGGUCCUGGGUCAGAAAUUAUGGAAGAAUGUUUUCAUGAAACAUUUUUUUGCUACUAUGUUUUUGUUUGUAAAUAUGUUGAUAAUGUUGCACUGGGACAUAUGUUUUGUUUAUGGGCACAGGUAUGGAUAUUAUGAUUUGAGUUGUGUUUUGUACAUUCCCAGACUUUUUGUAAACGUUACCACUUUUUCAGUGCAGUUGGAAUUUUUGUGGGACAAAGAAGGAUUUUAAUGGAGAUUAAACUUGUAUAUUUUGUGUAUUCUCUUUGUUGAGCGUUAAUACAUUUUAUUUGAAUAUAAUUAAAUUAUGUUUUCUUGUUUGUA
Molecule: messenger RNA, 4209 nt
Organism: Engraulis encrasicolus (European anchovy)
Lineage: Eukaryota; Metazoa; Chordata; Actinopteri; Clupeiformes; Engraulidae
Product: dixin-like
Exons: 17
Coding region: 174-2033 (619 amino acids)
Biological process (GO): canonical Wnt signaling pathway
Cellular component (GO): cytosol
Molecular function (GO): frizzled binding
Source: RefSeq, a predicted model, not a curated record